AUGAAACGAAGCCUCAGUGAACGUCCUUGCACUAUUGCCGUUGAGGGCAACAUCGGAAGUGGCAAGACAACAUUCCUAAAGCACAUGGGAAACUUGGGCAACAUUACCAUCGUGGCUGAACCGCUCGAUAAGUGGCGGAACUGUCAAGGGCACAAUUUACUAGACCUCAUGUAUAAGGACCCGAAAAGAAACAGCUUCACUUUCCAGUCGUAUGUGCAGUUGACUCUUCUCCAGGCACACACUAUGAAAACUCCCACACCUUUUAAAAUGCUGGAGAGGUCGAUUUAUAGCGCCCGAUAUUGUUUUGUUGAGAAACUGAGGAGAGAUGAGUUACUGUCAGCACCCGAAUUUUCAGUUAUUGAUGAAUGGUUUAAAUGGAUCAGAAAGGAACAAGAUGUGGGUGUUGAUAUGUUUGUGUAUUUGAGGACGGAUCCAGAGGUUGUGUACGAUAGAAUUGUCAAAAGGGAUAGGGCUGAAGAAAGAAGAGUACCUUUUGAGUACAUUAGGAGUUUGCAUGAAAUUCAUGAAGAUUGGUUGCUCCAUAAAACGUUGUAUGAGUGUCCAGCGCCUGUUUUCGUUGUUGAUGCUAAUGUUGAUUUGGGAAUGAUAGGGAGUGAAUAUGAAAGGUUUGAGGAAGAGGUGCUACAUAAAAAAAUGUUAAUGGGGAUGUAA
Messenger RNA from Tribolium castaneum (red flour beetle), 672 nucleotides. RefSeq names its product deoxynucleoside kinase. Gene Ontology annotation, molecular function: ATP binding; deoxynucleoside kinase activity. Bases 1 to 672 code for a protein of 223 amino acids. The transcript has a single exon. Lineage: Eukaryota; Metazoa; Arthropoda; Insecta; Coleoptera; Tenebrionidae. Gene Ontology annotation, cellular component: cytoplasm. The record is from RefSeq and is a predicted model, not a curated record. Gene Ontology annotation, biological process: nucleobase-containing compound metabolic process.